This is a messenger RNA of Rubroshorea leprosula, 893 nucleotides long. The record is from the annotation of a GenBank genome assembly. Lineage: Eukaryota; Viridiplantae; Streptophyta; Magnoliopsida; Malvales; Dipterocarpaceae.
ACUUCAUGCUUGGCCUUUGCAGCUCGUGACUGACCUCGGCAGUUAAGUGUUUGAACUCUGCAACUCAUGCUCAAGUUCUGCACUUCGUGCUCGACCUCUGCACUCAUGGCUUACCUCGGUUGUAAGUGUUUGAACUCUGCAGCUCGUGCUCAAGUUUUGCACUUCAUGCUCAACCUCGACAGCAAGUGUUUGAGCUCUGCACUUCGUGCUCGACCUUUGAAGCUCAUGGUUGACUUCGGCUGUAAGUGUUUGAACUCUGCAGCUCAUGCUCAAGUUCUGCACUUUGUGCUCGACCUCGGCAGCAACUCGUGCUUCAGCAUCUCGCACCUCGGACUUGUGCGAUUUGUAGCUUGGACUUCUGCAAUCCGUAGCUUGUGCUCAAGCAAGACGUUUAUGACAGCUCAUGCUCAAGUAGGAUAUUUGCACCUUGUGCUCCAACGAGUUGUUUCAGCUCGUGCUCGAGCAAGAUGCUUGCAGCUCAUCAUUGUCAAGCUUGAGGAUAAUGGUAUUUCGGGAAUCUCGGACUUUGAUGACGAGGACGGAGAGCUUGAGGCAUUGGCGGAUGGCGCGGGUGUCGGCAGCCAUGUGAGCGGGGAACCAGUUGAUGACUCCACCAUCUUUGGCACCUCCCAACUCCAUGCCUUAACCCCAUUUCUGUUUCCUUCAUUUUCAUUAUCACCAACUAAAUAGAUGAGAAGUACAUUUAUGGUUGACGAACAGAGAGGCACAUGACCGCCAUAGCUUAAGCUUGUGUUUUGCUGACACUUUUUUGCUUUUUGAAUACUCAUGGCUGACAUUGUAACUUGCCUCGAUAGUUGUGCAGAGCUACUCCCUUGUUUGUCUUUUUGUGAAAGCUUCUCUUCUUCAUGGGCGAAUAAACCCUUUUCAUCGCA